Messenger RNA from Caenorhabditis briggsae, 984 nucleotides. RefSeq names its product Protein CBR-PPFR-4 (gene Cbr-ppfr-4). Bases 1 to 984 code for a protein of 327 amino acids. Gene Ontology annotation, cellular component: cytosol. Gene Ontology annotation, biological process: regulation of signal transduction; regulation of dephosphorylation. The transcript has 3 exons. Gene Ontology annotation, molecular function: protein phosphatase 2A binding. NCBI's taxonomy places the organism in Eukaryota, Metazoa, Nematoda, Chromadorea, Rhabditida, Rhabditidae. The record is from RefSeq and is a predicted model, not a curated record.
AUGUCAGAACUGUCAGAUGACGAAGUUUCUCUUCAAGCUCUCUUCGAACCUGCGAAGAAAUUAAUAUCCGACAUAGAGGAUGGCGUUUAUACCACAGCCGAACUCCAGCCUCGCCUCAAAACUGGAAUUGAAAAUCUUCAUUCUGUUACAAAAGUAGUCAAUCAACUCAAAUUGUAUUCUUCAAAUGAGCAGAUUGAAGAUGUUCCCACAAAUUCUCUUCCUUAUCUACUGGUUCCUUGUUUUUUGGGAAUUUUCCAUCAAAAUGUGAUAGUUGAUGCCAGUCUGAAGCUUGACGAGUUGAGAAAGUCCAAAGUUUAUCUUCGAAAUUUCUUGGAUCGACUCAGGAAUCUAUGCCUAAUAACAACGAAGUUGCCAUGGGACGAUGAAGACACCGAAGUAAAAGACGACGCUGGAAAGAAAACAAAGAUGUCUGUUGAAGAAAUUCGGCGUUUGAAGUUAGAACGUCACAAGAAAAAACAGGAACUGAAAGUGGCGGAACUGAGAAUCAAGAAACAACUUGAAGCGGUUUCCAUUGACGAGCAGAAUCUGAGAGAGCUAUAUAUUACGCAGCUUCAGUUUUGGUGUGAACGUUCUCACGAAGAACUUCAAGCCAUCGAAGACGAGAUACCGUUGUUGAAAAUGAUGGCUGAACGCUCUGCUCAUCCAAACAGAUACCCGGCUCCAUCAGAACCUUUGAAAACUGUUCCUCAAUUGAAACCUUUCAUCAUUACGAGAGACGCUCAACAAAAGCAAGUGUUUGGCGUCGGAUAUCCAGGCAUUCCAGCUAUGAGUGUCGAUGAAUGGUAUCAUCAGAAAUUCGGAUGUAACCCACACAAUGCGCCACAGUCAUCCGCCCCAGAGCCUCAGCAACAGAUGGAAUCGGAAGAGGAAGACGAUGAUGAAGCAAGAGCAAAGGCAAUGCGAUGGGACGAGUAUAAAGAUGAUCACCGUCGUGGAUGGGGAAACACACAAAACAAAGGAUAA